CACUCCCCGUCCCCCUCUCAAUCUCCCUGCCACUCUCUCCUUCCCUCCCUCUCUCCUCUGCUGCUGCUGCCUCUUCUCCCGAUGUGAUACACACUCUCUGUCUCCGUCUGUUUCUCUCUCUCUCUCCCCCAUAAAAUCUCUCCUUUAUCUUUCACACUUUCCUCUCUAUUUCCCUCUCCCUCUCCCCCUUUCCAUCUCCGUCCUCUCUCCCUCUCUCCCUCAUCUCUGAUAUUUGAACCCUCUUCUCCCUUGUCUCUCUCCCUCUAUCCCUCCCUCUUCCUCUUUCCCCUAUUUCUGCCUUUCUCUAUCUGUCUCUCUCCCAUUCCCUGUCACUCUCUUUUCCCCUCCAUCUCUACUCUCUCUCUCUUUUCUUCUCUUUCUGUCUCACUCCCGCCCUCCCUCUUUCCCUCCCUGCUCCCCCUCACUCUCCCUCGCCAAGAGGCACCCCCUGUGUUCCUUUGGGGAGCAGAGAAUGGACUGCUCUCUCUGUCCCAGGACCCCGGUUUGGUUGAUGCUGCUGCCUCUGUUGUGCCUUUGGAAUGUGGCCGCCUGUCCUACCCACUGCAAGUGCUCCCCCACCUCGGUCGAGUGUGCUGAGGCUGGCGCGGGUGAAGGUUUUCCCUUCUUGGACCCAGACGAGAGAGCCAACAUAACUGAGAUAUACAUCGAGGGCCAGGCUGGCCUGAAGCACCUGACUGCAUCAGACCUGGAGCACUACAGCAAGCUCAGAAAUCUAACAAUCACUGACACUGGAUUGGAGGACAUCGAUGUGAAUGCCUUUAUCCACAGUCCCCAGCUUCAGUACAUAAAUCUGUCGUCGAAUGCACUCACCUCCCUGUCCUGGAAACACUUCCAGUCUCUCAACCUCACUGAGCUGACGCUGCUGAGAAACCCCCUGCGAUGCUCUUGCGCGAUUGGCUGGCUGCGUCUGUGGCAGGAGCGCGGGCUUGCGGCGCUGGCCAAUCAGAGCCUGAGUUGCCGGGGGAACGGCAGCAGUAUGAGACUGGAGUCGCUGCUGCUCGUCGACUGCGGUAAGCGGCGCCGGGACCGCCGGGCCGGGACCGCCGAUGUGGCGGAGGCUGUAAUCAACGCAGAGAACCUGACAGUGAAGGAAGGAGAGAACCUCACCCUCCUGUGUCGUGCCUCAGGUCUGCCCCCUCCCUCUGUCCACUGGCUACUGGAGAGGGUCAGGUCCCGCUACUCCCUGCAGGUGGAUGCUGCUCGGCCGCAGGAAGCAGCGCUUAUCCUGAUCAACGUCGACCCCGAGGAGAAUGGCAACACCCUCAGCUGCUGGGCAGAGAACAUGGUGGGGGCCACAGAGGUCUCCCUCACUCUCUCAGUGUUGUAUAAACCGGAGAUCCUGAGCCUGUCAGACGCCGUCAAUCACCACAACUGGUGCUUCCCGUUUGUGAUGCGCGGCAACCCCCGGCCCCGCACCCGAUGGUUCCACGGCCCCUUCGAGCUGCCCAACAGCCUCAUCAGCUGGACCACCAUCUACGAGGAGGCCCCCAACGAGGUGCACGGCUGCCUGGAACUGGCCAGUCCCACCCACUGCAACAAUGGCAACUACACGCUGAUCAUCGAGAACCCCCUGGGCAGCGCCCACGCUUCUGCCCAGGGACACUUCAUGGACGGGCCCCUCGACAUCUGCCUCAGCGAGCCCACCACCCCUGCAGCAAGGGAGACCACCACCUCAAGGAACGUGACGGCCCGGGAAGAGGAGCCUACCUUCGGAGUGUGGGUGCCAGUGGGACUGGCUGUCCUGGCCUCGCUCUUCCUGAUGCUGGUGCUGACCGCAAUUCACCGAGUCCGCGCUGACAGCAAGCUGCAUCACAACCGGGAGGCAAAGAUGCUGGGAGCAGAGGAGGAGGCCGGGGUUUCGCUGCACUUCCUGAACUUGGGCAUCAGUGCCAGCCCACUGCCCCACGACCAACAGGAGGCAAAGAGCCAUGCCAUCCAGAACCCACAGUACUUCUGGGAGUCCCGCUCCUUCCUGAAGGAUCACGACCCUGCCGUGCACCACAUCAUCCGGAGGGACAUCAGUCUGAAGUGGGAGCUCGGGGAAGGAGCCUUUGGCAAGGUGUUUCUGGCAGAGUGGGAGAAACACAGGGACGGGGAGGAACCGAUGCUGGUGGCGGUCAAGGCUCUGAAGGAGGCGACGGAGAGCGCACGGACAGACUUCCAGCGAGAGGCCGAGCUACUGACCUUGCUGCAGCACCAGCACAUCGUCACCUUCCACGGGGUGUGCACGCAGGGCGAGCCCCUCCUCAUGGUCUUUGAGUACAUGAAGCACGGAGAUCUCAACCGCUUCCUGCGAUGCCAGGGUCCCGACGCCCCGAUGCUGGUGGGUGGCAGCGAGCAGACACUGGGACCGUUGAAAAUGCCCCAGCUCCUGCACAUCGCCCAGCAAAUCGCUGCGGGCAUGGUCUACCUCGCCUCGCUACACUUUGUCCACCGCGACCUCGCCACCCGCAACUGCCUAGUCGGGGAGGGCAUGGUGGUGAAGAUUGGGGAUUUCGGCAUGUCCCGGGAUAUCUACAGCACGGACUACUACAGGGUCGGAGGUCGCACCAUGCUGCCUAUCCGCUGGAUGCCCCCCGAGAGCAUCAUGUACCGCAAGUUCACGGCGGAGAGUGACAUCUGGAGCUUCGGUGUGGUGCUGUGGGAGAUCUUCACCUAUGGCAAGCAGCCUUGGUACCAGCUGUCCAACACUGAGGCCAUCGAGUGCAUCACGCAGGGUCGGGUGCUGGAGUGCCCACGUGGCUGCCCCCGGGAGGUGUAUGCCAUCAUGCGGGGCUGCUGGACCAGAGACCCACAGCAGAGGCUGUCCAUCAAGGAGAUCCACGACCGUCUGCAGCAGCUGGUCAGAUCGCCGCCGCUUUACCUUGACGUGUUGCAGUGAGGUCUGCGGUUGUGUGGACGCUUUGCGCGACUGAGGGGAGGGGUCUGUCUCCCCUCACAAGGGGACUCUGUCGUUGCAGACUGCAUGCGGAUCUGGACUGUAGAUAAGGACGGUUAAUAUAUGCACCCUGAAUAUCUCCCCAUGAAUAUCACUGACUCCAUAAUAUCCAAGCCUGUGUUUUCAAGUGGUGCCUGGUACACAGCUGACACUGACUGCAGGUGGGCGGUGGGACCACCAGAGGCCCUGUGACUGAGCCGAGUGUUAUUUCUUG
Molecule: messenger RNA, 3173 nt
Organism: Mobula hypostoma (lesser devil ray)
Lineage: Eukaryota; Metazoa; Chordata; Chondrichthyes; Myliobatiformes; Myliobatidae
Product: high affinity nerve growth factor receptor-like
Exons: 16
Coding region: 473-2902 (809 amino acids)
Biological process (GO): positive regulation of neuron projection development; positive regulation of kinase activity; positive regulation of phosphatidylinositol 3-kinase/protein kinase B signal transduction
Cellular component (GO): signaling receptor complex; plasma membrane; axon
Molecular function (GO): neurotrophin binding; ATP binding; transmembrane receptor protein tyrosine kinase activity
Source: RefSeq, a predicted model, not a curated record